This is a messenger RNA of Microthlaspi erraticum, 876 nucleotides long. The record is from the annotation of a GenBank genome assembly. NCBI's taxonomy places the organism in Eukaryota, Viridiplantae, Streptophyta, Magnoliopsida, Brassicales, Brassicaceae.
AUGUUGAACGACGUUAAACUCGCACGAGUGGGACCAAACCGUCACGAUUCGAGGAUUACUGUUAAAGUGUUAAAGAUCUGGGAUACAAUUCAUGUCGACACCGGUGAAGGGCUCAGUUUCCUCUUUCUCGAUGACGAGGAACGAAGAUGCAUGCAUUGGUGGAAAGAAAAGAUCAGCAUAGGAGAUUUAGGAGACUACUUCAUGAAGAAGAGUGGAAGACCAUAUCUGGUUUCAAAGGGAGUGGAAGAUUCUAACCGGUUUUCCGUGGUGAUGGUGAAUACAGAGAUCCGUUUGACGGAAGCCAGAAACAAGAUUGCUCUCACGUCCAACACCAGCGUCACACCCGCAGAGGACUCGGAUGCUUGGAUUCCGCUUGACAUCGUUCCUUACGAAUAUGUUUCGAAUUUUUGGAAUGAUGAACGAACUUCUUUCCCUAGAGACUUUCUAGGGUUUAUACUUGAAGUUCGUGAGACAACGGUCAUGGAAGAUGUCUCUAUUCCUAGGAACCCUUUAAACGAUGAUCCAAAGACCACUAACACAAUAGAUUUCACCCUACAGGACAACGAUGGGGAUCAAAUACAGUGUCGUGUAAAGGGUGCCUUAGCAUCUAAGUUUAAACGGUUUUGGCUUUACUAUGGUAAAAUUGAGACCAUCGUAUGCCUCUUAACCGAUUGGCGGGUUCUUGAAGAUGCCGAUCCUGCUCAUAUCGAAAGUGAAGAAGGAAUCUCUAGAUUUGAAUUCAAUCCUAUUGGCUUUGAUGAGGUUGACCAUUUCACUGAGAUAAUGUGCUCUUCCUCACAAGACAGCAGCAAAGAAGAAGUUGAAGAAAUGGAAUUUGAUUAUUUCAAUGGCUGUAGAACCGACAACAAAAGUUGA